Molecule: messenger RNA, 4420 nt
Organism: Carcharodon carcharias (great white shark)
Lineage: Eukaryota; Metazoa; Chordata; Chondrichthyes; Lamniformes; Lamnidae
Product: L-fucose kinase
Exons: 24
Coding region: 140-3484 (1114 amino acids)
Biological process (GO): GDP-L-fucose salvage
Molecular function (GO): fucokinase activity; ATP binding
Source: RefSeq, a predicted model, not a curated record
GUGAAAGGUCAAUGUUGUGUUGGGAAAAACUGAUGUAUGUCUGGUUAAUUGUGCAUUCACAUUAUAGAGUGAUGGACAGGAAGCAAUAUGGUGUUUUUGAAAAACAACUGUAUGGCAUAAGUUGAAGAAAUCUAAAGGAAUGGCAAGCAAAGCUGACAAACAACAUGUUGAGACUUUGGCAGCAGAGCAGCAGAACUUUGGCAACCAACCCAAAGGAGUGGACUGGACUGUCAUUGCCCUCACCUGCCAGUGCAAGGAUAGCAUUUAUGCCUUCCAAAGAGAACUUGAAAUCCGCCAACACAAAGGAUCCAUUGCUCCUGGCGUAGUCCUACUCACGGUUGAGGAUCCAGAGACUUGUGUUGGUAGUGGUGGAGCCACCCUUAAUGCAUUGCUGGUAGCUGCAGAACAUCUCAGUGCCAAGGCUGGAUAUACGGUUGUCACCUCCGAUGUACUGCAGACAGCAAGAAUACUGAUCCUGCACAUGGGUCGAGACUUUCCCUUUGAUGACUGUGGCCGUUCAUUUACCUGCCUGCCAAUGGAAAAUCCAGACAGCAAAGCAGAGGCCCUUGUUUGCAACAUCGAUGUUCUGCUGCACAACAUGACAUACAAGUUGGGACCAGGCUGUACACCAGGCGUGUGGGUCUGCAGCACGGAUAUGAUCCUGACUGUCCCCUCCUACCCAGAUAUUUGCUGGGAAGGAUUCAGUGGUGUCAAAGUGGUGUCCGUCCCCGGCACAGUAAGUUAUGCCAGGGAUCAUGGCGUCUACUUCAUUGAUCAGGAGGGUUACGUCUGUGAUAUUAUCUACAAAGGGACAGAAGAGAGGAUAAAGGAAUGUGCACUACAGGAUGGCAGAGUUCCACUGGUAUCGGGUAUCGUGUUCUUCUCAUGGGAGACUGCUGAGAAACUCUUGGCUACACAUGUCACUCCUCCUCUGGACUCUUGCACCUAUAUGGGUCUGGACUCAGGGACUCGUCCUGUUCAGUUGUCCAUUUUCUUUGACAUCUUGCUGUGCAUGGCACGCCAUACUCGUGAAGAUGUCUUUGUGAACAGAGCAAAUAAGAUUCUGCAGAGCAGCGACAUCACUAAGCCCACCAGGGCUGACAGCAGUGACAUGGCCAUCAUGAGGAGUGCCAGAGCUGUGCUGUGGCAGGAGCUCCGAGGGAUUCCUGUCACCAUGGCCUACAUAGCAGAUGGUUGCUAUGACUACAUGACCUUGUCGGCAGAUGAUCACAUACGGAACCUGACACGGAGGGGAAGCAUGUCGAGCUGUUUUGUGGUCCAUCACAUUGUUCAUUCUGAGCUGACUCAUCCUGCUAUGUUGAACGAGGACUGUUCUGUCAUCAAUAGCCUGCUAGAUGGGGAGAUCACAGUCGAGCCAAAUAGUGUUGUCCAACACUGCCACCUACAGGGGUCCAUUCAUAUAAGCUCAGGUUGUCUUCUUUCGGGAGUGGACUUGAUGUCGUCGGCUGUACUCUGCCAAUAUCAGCUCUGUGAUAUUAUCAUCCAGGGACACCACAUCAGGCUGAGGGACCUGAAACUGAAGAUUUUCAGCAUCACAGGACGGCAGGACGAUCUGCAGGUGCCUUUCACCACUGAUUCCUCGACCUUCCUGAACGUUCCAUGGGCUGAGUUCUUUGAAAGGACAGGAAUAAAGAAAGAGGAGGUGUGGGGUCCUGGCAUUCUUGAAGAGGAGCAGUGCCUGCUGAAUGCUCAGCUCUUCCCAGUCUUCCAUGUGACAGAACCCAUCGGGAUGGAGGACGUGCUGUGGUUCCUGGGACUGGAGAGAGGACGGUUCCUGAGGAAGUGGCAGUUGGCCUGGCGCCUGUCAAUAAGGGAAGUCUUGAGCUGCCUGGAUCAGCAGGCCGAGCUUGUCUGGCGACAGCAGCUCUUCCUCAGCCAGGCUCAACGUAAAGUACAGACUACACUGCUGGCUCGCAAAGACACCAGCCUCUGGCCUCUGAUCAGGGCAGCUGUCUGUGAGGGGAAUGAACAACAGAUACUCAACACUCUCGAUGCAGUAGCUACCGCCACUGUGGACCUGGGGAUUGCAGCCCGCACCCUCGCCUGUGUUGCUGAUGUCUUGGGUUGCAUGGCUGGAGGGCAGGGAGGGCUCCGCAGUGGACCUGCUGCCAAUCCAGCAUGGAUUGAUGCCUUCCAGCUGCUGGAAAAGGGGAACGUGGUGCUCGGAGUGAAGAGGCUGACGGAGGAGCGGGGUAAAUGGCUGAACAGACCAGACCUUCUGGUGAGGGCUGCCCGUCACUAUGAGGGGGCGGAGCAGAUCCUGAUCCGACGGGCCGUGAUGUCAGCACGAGAGUUCAUCUCCAUGGGACAGGUGGAGCUUCCGCCCAUGAAUCAGUGGGUGGUGGCUGAGUGUCCUGCCCGUAUCGAUAUCUCAGGUGGCUGGAGUGACACGCCUCCAAUAACAUAUGAGCACGGGGGAGCGGUGCUGGAUAUCGCCGUUCUAGUGGACAAGCGCAAACCAAUUGGCGCGAAGGUGCGUCGCAUCGCAGAGCCUAAACUGCACUUAGUCCUGAACAGUGGAGGCAGAGAGCAGAGAAUGGCCAUGGAAAUAGUGUGUCAGAGUCUGGAGGAUCUGCAGGACUACUGUCAGCCACGUGCACCAGGAGCCUUGUUGAAAGCAGCCUUUAUCUGCACAGAAAUUAUCCACUACCCUUCCCAUGUAUCGUUACGGGAUCAGUUAAUGACAGGCUUUGGUGGUGGCUUUGAGCUUCACACUUGGUCCAGUCUCCCACAUGGAUCUGGCCUGGGUACAAGCAGCAUCCUGGCAGGGGCCGUGAUGGCAGCGCUGAUUACAGCAGCUGGGAAGUCCUCCGACACCUCUUCCCUGAUCCAUGCUGUUCUUCACCUGGAGCAAAUGCUGACGACAGGUGGAGGCUGGCAGGAUCAAGUCGGGGGUCUGGUGCCUGGUAUCAAGAUCGGUCGGUCCAAACCCCAGUUGCCCCUGCGAGUAGACGUUGAGCGCAUUGCAGUGACGGAUGAAUUUGUGAAGACCCUGAAUGACCACCUGCUGCUGGUGUACACAGGGAAAACACGACUUGCACGUAACCUUCUACAGGAUGUGCUGAGGAAUUGGUACGCUAGACUGCCUAGUAUUGUGGAGAACGCUGAUGCAUUGGUCAGGAACACAGAGGAAUGUGCCCAAGCUUUUCUCAAAGGUGACCUCUCCCAGAUUGGCCAGUGCCUGAACACCUAUUGGCAGCAGAAGAAGUACAUGGCUCCUGGAUGUGAGCCAUCUGCCGUCCGACAGAUAAUGGCAGUCCUACGCCCCCACGUACACGGGCAGAGCUUGGCUGGGGCGGGUGGUGGUGGCUUCCUUUACCUCCUGACCAAGAAACCUCGACAGAAAGAGGCACUCGAGAGGAUACUGAAAGCGAGUGAGGGUUUGGGGAACUUCAAUGUCCAUGAGGUGGAAGUAGACGAGACUGGAAUCGCUGUGCGUCUCAGUGAAACAGAAGGAGAAUGAAUCCUACACGGAUUAUUUAACACGCCAGCUCCUGCCUGAUGAAAUAACAUUUGGUUAAACCAGAAUCAUGCACAAACCUUGGAUUAAUGCGGAUAAAUCAGAGAGGAAUCACUGGGUAUAAUGAUAACAUUUAAGAGAAUUUCGAAUCAUUUUGGUAUUAACUUCUUUGACAGUAAAGUUUAUUUUUGUGAAGCCAAGUGGAUCCAAAUGAUUCCAGUAUUACAGGCAUCAAAUCACAUUGGCAUUGACAUGUAACAAUUAAUUCCUCAAAAAUUCAGAUGAUAUUGCGAUUGACAGAAUGAUGUCUGAGUGAUUGAUUCACACUCCAUGAUUAGGUUGCUGCCUAUGGUGGUACUUUGAAAUUUUUUUAGUCAGUUGCUUUUCUUUGGAAGGGUGUGGGAAAUUAGAACUUUUUCGUUACUAUUAUUCAUUGGGCAUCACAGGCAGGGUCAGCAUUAAUUGCCCAUCCCUAGUUGCCCUGGUCGGAUAUAACAUUGAAGUGGCCUAAGCAAACAACAAAGGGAAGUUAAGAGUCAUCCACAUUGAUGUGAGACUGGAAUCACAUAUAUCACACAUAAAAGCAGAUAAUCUGGUUAUUAUCAAAUCACUGUUUGUGGGAGCUUGCUGUGUGCAAAUUGCCUGCUGCAUUUCCGACAUUAAAAAAAUUGGCUACACUUCAAAAGUGCUUCAUUGGCUGUAAAGCAUUUUGAGACAUCUGUGGAUCGUGAAAGGCACUAUAUAAAUGCAAGUUUUUAUUCUUUCAUUAUCUGUUAUGAAGGCCACUGGGAUUAGUAUUGUAUUGCUCUUGCAGAAGAGCCAGCACAAGCACAAUGGGCCAAGUGGCCUUAGUAUUGUUCUGUGGGAUUGAUGAUUAUCUACUGAGACUGUGAUAAUUGUGGCACAAUUAAAAUGACCAAAUAAAGUGGUUUGAUCACC